This is a messenger RNA of Fonsecaea nubica, 1611 nucleotides long. RefSeq lists its product as hypothetical. The record is from RefSeq and is a predicted model, not a curated record. NCBI's taxonomy places the organism in Eukaryota, Fungi, Ascomycota, Eurotiomycetes, Chaetothyriales, Herpotrichiellaceae. Gene Ontology annotation, molecular function: oxidoreductase activity, acting on paired donors, with incorporation or reduction of molecular oxygen; iron ion binding; monooxygenase activity. The coding region runs from base 1 to 1611 and encodes 536 amino acids. The transcript is spliced from 2 exons.
AUGUGGUCGACGUCUCUUCCCUACGCUGCUGCUCUAGCGGCAUCCCUGUUCAUUUACUUCAUCGCGUGGCCUCUGGUAGAGUAUAUCCGCGAUCCAAAAGGGCUGCGCAAAUUCCCCAACUUGUCGUUGUUCUCAGGAAUCAGCUCCGUUCCAAUGAUGGUCCUGGCCCAUACUGGCGCGAGGUCAGCGUAUUUGACGGAAAUGCACAAAAGAUAUCCUGUGAUCCGUGUCGCCCCCAACACCCUGUCGUACGGAGACGUCAGGGCCAUCAAGGAUAUCUACGGCCACAACACUCCCUGCAUCAAGGAUCCCUCCUAUGUGCUCUUCUCCGGCAGUCAUUUUCACCUUGCGGAUGUCAUAGAGCGCGACGACCACGGCCGCAAGCGCAAAAUCCUGUCGUCGGCUUAUGCGAUCAAGAACCUCGAGCAAUGGGAGCAUAAAGUCGCAGACAAGAUGAAUCGCAUCGUCAAGCAUUUCGACCAAUGCUGUACCGCGCCCCUACAGACCAGUGAGAAACUGCCAGUGCCGGAAGACGUCAACCUCGAUUUCCGCGCCUGGAUGAACUUCUUCAGCCUGGAUGCCAUUUCCGACAUUGGUCUUUCGGACUCGCUGGGCUUUCUCGACAAAGGAAAUUCGCGGACAGUCGCGCGUCGGACGAACGGGACGCGGUACGAGGCCGACAUGAGGGACUGCCUGUAUAAAAUGGCACACAAGCAAUCGCUCCUGAUCUGGCCGUAUGCGUGGUACCCGAUUCUCAACAAGAUCGCCGACAUUAUCCCGUUUUAUGGUCGAAUGGGUGCGCUACAUCGACAAUGGGAAGGAAUCCCGUUGGAACUCGCAUCUCGCCGUCUGGAGCGCUAUCAACGUGGUGAGAAGCUGGACGAUUUCUUCCAAGCACUCAUGGAGGACAAGAGCUCUCGUCCGAACAACCUCGAAUGGGGGGAGAUAGUAGCCGAGGUCAGCAUCAUGUUGAACGCCGGCUCAGUAACCACAGCCAUCGCCAUCACGAACGUCAUGUUCCAACUGCUCAAGAACCCAGAGUGUCUGCGAAAAGUCAGAGAGGAGAUUGAUGCCGCUCUGGACGCCGAUGAGAUUGAAGACUGCGCGUCCACGAGCGGGUAUUACGAAGAUGGGGUCAUCGCCUACGACCGUCUCAAACAUCUGCCCUACCUUCGUGCUUGCCUGGACGAAUCCCUACGCCUCUUCCCUCCCACGGUGCACGGAUUGCUGCGACUGACACCUCCAGAAGGCAUGAGGAUUGUUGACGAUUUCAUUGCAGGCGGCGUAUCGGUGAUGAUGUCCGCAUUGACUGCCCACCGUGAUCCCAACAUCUUCCCCAGCCCAGACAAAUACAUCCCCGAGCGCUGGUUGGGCGAACCGGGCAAGGCGCUCCAGCCAUAUUUCCUGGCCUUCAGCGCAGGUGCAAGAGGCUGCAUUGGGCGCAACAUUAGUUACCUGGAGCAGACGGUGGCGAUGGGGACAUUGCUGAGAAGAUACGACUUUGCCCUGAAAAGCCCGGACUGGGAGAUCGAGAGGCUGGAGACACUUAAUUGGAUCUUGGGUGAGAUGCCAGUCAAGAUUUGGAGGAGGAAGCGUGAGAGAGAGCUCUGA